Molecule: messenger RNA, 2649 nt
Organism: Acaulospora morrowiae
Lineage: Eukaryota; Fungi; Glomeromycota; Glomeromycetes; Diversisporales; Acaulosporaceae
Source: the annotation of a GenBank genome assembly
AUGGCGAGUCAGCUUGGUUUUGCUUCAAGGCCCAAAGAGCCGGCAAGAGCCGGUACGCCCUUCCAAAUUGUAGCCAAUUUUUUGGAAAUCGCAAAAUUCAAUUACCCUACUGUUAAUUCAUAUUCUUUAGACAUUAGGGGUAGGGAUAGAAAUAGUUCGGUGAGCAAAAAAGAUUACGAUAUGAUAUUUUUGCAAAUUCUGCGAGAAGGGAAGUUGGGUCGAGGAGUAGGUGCCGCGUAUGAUGGAAAUCUUGUGUAUUCCAUCACAGAACUUACCAGAGCGGGUAACAAGAGAGAAAUAAAUGUCGUGUUCACACCAGAAGGCGAUGUGGGUAGACCAAAAAAUUUAAUUGCAACCCUAAAGUAUUCCCGACAGUUUGAUCUUGGCGGGAUUGCGGAAUAUGUUAGAGUAAACUCUAACAAAUCCUGGAGCUCCGAGAUUCAGACGAUACUGAUCGUUCUCAACGCGUUCAUUAACUCGAAAGUUCGAGCUCAGUUUUCAUCUUCAGCAAAGAAAGCGAUUUUUAUUCAUAGAUCACAGAACGAAAGGGUAUUUUUGAACGGGGGAAUAGAGCUGAAGAAAGGAUACUGGCAGACCAUACGUCCCGGAUGGGGAAAAUUGUUUAUAAACAUCGAUUUAUGUGCGACUACAUAUUAUCCAUCUGGAAAAUUGAUUGACAUCAUUCCUCAUAUUAUCGCGAAAUCGCGGGAUGAAUUGCGACAAGGGUUAACACCAGAAGAGAUAGAACAUCUCUCGGAAUUUCUCAAGGAUCUUGAUGUCACGACCACCUAUCGAGGCGAUAGAGGAAGACGUAAGCACAAGGUGUUCCAAGUAUCUGCGAGAUCUGCCGAUCAAUGUACAUUUGUGGCGGGAGAUGGAAGAAGAAUCAGUGUUGCCGAAUACUAUAGGGGACUCGGAAUGCCGUUGGAAUUUCGUAAUCUGCCAUGUAUUGUGGUGAGAAAGCCUCAUAAAGACGAUGUUCUUUUGCCUUUGGAAGUUUGUGAACUUCUACAAGGUCAAAAAUACAAAAAGAGACUAUCACCAUAUCAACUUCAGGAAAUGAUAGGAAAGGUUACAGUCAGGCCUGAUGAUAGAUUCCGAUAUCUGGAUUAUGCCUUGAAAAAUAUUUACAAGCAUCAAUCAGACGAGAAUAUCUCCUCUAUCGGAAUGGAAGUAGGGAGCGAGUUUGUUAAACUUAUGGCUCGUAAUCUCGCGCCGCCCAGAUUAAUUGAUCGUGAGAGGAAACCGAUCCAACCAGUUAUGGGUAAUUGGGAAGUCAAAAGGUUCAUAACGGGAAUUAAUAUUUAUAAUUGGUCCGUGGUAGUUUUUGAAGAUAUGAAAACAUUACCGAUAGAAAUAUUAAAAAACGCAUUGAUUCAGCUCAUGGAAUUAUUGACUCAGAAAGGACUCAAUAUUGUAAACAAUAAACCUCCAAUUUACUAUGCUAACCCAAACGGAGAUUAUUCCAAGUCUUUACAAAUUGGUUUCAAUAAUGCCAGAAUUAAUCGGGGAAAAGCACCACAAUUAAUUAUAUGUGUAAUUCGUAAAAAGUUAAAGGGUGACUCAGGGAUACGUCCGAUAAUCAAGAAAACAUGUGGAACAAUCUUGGGAGUAAUAUCUCAAUGCAUUGUGGCUUCAAAUAUUGGAUCAGAAAAAUGGCGGCAAAUUUGCGGUAACCUUGCUCUUAAGAUCAAUGGGAGGCUGGGUGGUACGAAUAGUACCUUAUACAACCAUGAAUUGAAGUUUAAGACGACUACCACACCGAUGGUUUUGGGGGCGGACGUUUUUCAUCCUGGUAUAGAAGAAAAGAGAAAAGGUCAGCCCAGUGUAGCCGCGGUAUGCGCCUCGAUGGACCCAGAAUUAACAAGAUAUGUUGCACGAUAUGGAAUGAAUAAAAUAUUAAACAAUGAGACUAUCGAAGAUAUAGAAAAUAUGAUGAAAGAUUUACUCGAACAAUUUAGAAGGAGAAAUGAUGGUGCUCUUCCCGAGCAAAUUAUAUUUUAUCGCGAUGGUGUUUCCGAAGGACAAUUCCAGACAGUAUUGGACGUAGAGAUUUUUGCUAUCAAGAAUGUGUUCAAAGAGGUGUAUAAAUAUCAUGACCCGCCGAAGUUAACAUUUUUAAUUGUUCAGAAAAGGCAUCACGCCAGGUUUCUACCUGUAAAUGAGAAAGACCGCGAUCCAAAUGGUGGAAAUUGCAAACCCGGCACCGUGAUUGAUACGGGCAUUGUUGUACCACAGAAUUUUACGUUCUUUCUGCAAAGUCAUGCAAGUCCACUCGGGACGGCUCGAUCCGCUUAUUAUCAUGUUAUUCUUAAUGAAGGCAAUUUCUCGGCAGAUGAGAUUCAGGGAAUCACUUAUAGGCUAUGUUUCUUAUCUGUAAGAUGCAAUAUGGCCUUAUCACACGUGACUCCAGUACACUAUGCGCACCACAUCGCCAACCAAGCGAGAUACUUUGUUGAUUAUGAUCCAAUUCCUGUCAGUGCUCGCGGCGGGAGAGGUGGUCGUGGAGGUAGGGGUAGGGGCGGUCGUGGCAGUAGAGGUGGUCGUGAUAGACAUGCUGAGGAACCUGCCACCGAAAAAGUGAUGGUGAGAAAUGGUUCCUGUGCGAGGGUUAAGGAUUCUAUUUUAAAUGAAAUGUACUUUGUUUAG